This is a messenger RNA of Mesitornis unicolor (brown roatelo), 4268 nucleotides long. RefSeq names its product chromodomain helicase DNA binding protein 6 (gene CHD6). Gene Ontology annotation, molecular function: ATP binding; ATP-dependent chromatin remodeler activity. The transcript has 27 exons. The annotation marks the transcript as partial. The record is from RefSeq and is a predicted model, not a curated record. Lineage: Eukaryota; Metazoa; Chordata; Aves; Mesitornithiformes; Mesitornithidae.
CCGCCAAGCUUCAAAGUGCUGAGCUGCUCCCCAAUGUCGGAUGCCUGGGAGUGCAAGGCACAGGACCCCUUUGCCAGCAGCGAGGAGCAGGACGAGGUCCCCUGCCAGGUGACGGUGACGGACACACGCGGCCAGUGCCAGUGCCUGGAGAAGGAGCCCGACGGGGCUCUCCAGAAGCGGCCGAGCACCCAGAACGGGAUGCAGGACAGUGGGGGCGGGGGCACUGGAGUGAAGAAGAAACGGAAGAAAACGGAUCUGGGAGAGCAGGAAGGGGUAGAAAAAGUAGCUGUGGAGGUGAAACCAAAGAGGAGGAGAGAGCCUAAAGAACCAAAAGAGCCUAAAAAGGCUAAGGAGCCCAAGAAACUGAAGGAGCCCAAGCAGAGGGAGGUGGCCAAGAAGCCCCGGAAGCCUCGGGAACCCAAAGCCCCCAAGGAGUCUAAAGACAAGAAGUGUGGCUCUGAGCCUGCCCCCAGAGCAAGACCCAAGAAGAGCAGCAAGGACACCCCUGUGGAGAAGAAGAAGAAAGGGAAGAGGAAACAUGAGAUACCAGUGGACAGUUUGGACUUGGAUCAGGAUCUCCUGAGCCCAUCUGUGCAGAGCCCAGAGGAGUCUGCGGAGUCUGCUGACAGCCAGAAACGCCGCUCGGGACGGCAAGUGAAGAGGAGGAAGUACAACGAGGACCUGGAUUUCAAGGUGGUGGAUGAUGACGGCGAGACCAUAGCUGUGCUAGGAGCCGGGCGAACCUCUGCGCUCUCUGCCUCUACUCUGGCAUGGCAGGCAGAGGAGCCUCCCGAGGAUGAUGCCAAUAUCAUCGAGAAGAUCCUUGCCUCCAGGAUGGUGCAGAAGGAGGCUCAUCCCGGAGGCCUGGCGUUUGAGAUGGAGGAGUUUUACGUCAAGUACAGGAACUUCUCCUACCUCCACUGCAAGUGGGCAACUUUGGAGGAGCUGGAGAAGGACCCCAGGAUCUCGCAGAAGAUAAAGCGCUUCCGGAACAAACAGGCUCAGAUGAAGCAUAUUUUUACAGAGCCUGAUGAGGAUUUAUUCAACCCAGACUAUGUAGAGGUAGAUCGAAUUCUGGAGGUGGCUCACACAAAGGACCCUGACACCGGGGAGGAGGUGACUCAUUACCUGGUGAAGUGGUGCUCACUGCCCUACGAGGAGAGUACCUGGGAGCUGGAGGAGGAUGUCGACCCAGGGAAAAUUAAAGAGUUUGAAGCCCUCCAAAUCCCUCCAGAAAUCAAGCACAUGGAGCGCCCAGCGUCUGAAUCCUGGCAGAAACUGGAGAAGUCUCGGGAGUAUAAGAACAGCAACCAGCUGCGGGAGUAUCAGCUGGAGGGAAUGAACUGGCUGCUCUUUAACUGGUAUAACAGGAAGAACUGCAUCCUGGCUGACGAGAUGGGGCUGGGGAAGACAAUCCAGUCAAUCACCUUCCUCUCAGAAAUAUUCCUGAUGGGCAUCCACGGCCCCUUCCUCAUCAUCGCACCUCUCUCUACUAUCACCAACUGGGAGAGGGAGUUCCGCACCUGGACGGAGAUGAAUGCCAUCGUGUACCACGGCAGCCAGAUCAGCCGGCAGAUGAUCCAGCAGUAUGAGAUGGUGUACAGGGACACGCAGGGUAACCCUCUCCCUGGGAUCUUCAAGUUCCAGGUGGUUAUCACCACCUUUGAGAUGAUCCUUGCUGACUGCCCGGAGCUGAAGAAGAUCCAGUGGCGCUGUGUGGUCAUUGAUGAGGCGCAUCGCCUGAAGAACAGAAACUGCAAACUCCUGGAGGGGCUGAAGCUCAUGGCCCUGGAGCACAAGGUGCUGCUGACAGGAACCCCCCUGCAGAAUUCGGUGGAGGAGCUCUUCAGCCUUCUGAAUUUCCUGGAGCCACAGCAGUUCCCCUCAGAGACAGCCUUCCUGGAGGAGUUUGGAGACCUGAAGACAGAGGAGCAGGUGAAGAAGCUGCAGUCCAUCCUGAAGCCCAUGAUGCUGCGACGGCUGAAGGAUGAUGUAGAGAAGAAUCUGGCACCCAAGCAGGAGACCAUCAUUGAGGUGGAGCUGACCAAUAUCCAGAAGAAAUACUACAGGGCCAUCCUGGAGAAGAACUUCUCCUUCCUCUCCAAGGGUGCCAACCAGCACAAUAUGCCCAACCUCAUCAACACCAUGAUGGAGCUGCGGAAGUGCUGCAAUCACCCGUAUCUCAUCAACGGGGCAGAGGAGAAGAUCCUGGAAGACUUCCGUAAAACACACAGCCCAGAGGCACCAGACUUCCAGCUGCAGGCCAUGAUCCAGGCGGCUGGGAAGCUGGUGCUCAUUGACAAGCUGCUUCCCAAGCUGAUCGCCGGUGGGCACAAGGUGCUCAUCUUCUCCCAGAUGGUGCGCUGCCUUGACAUUCUGGAGGACUAUCUCAUUCAGAGGCGGUACACGUAUGAGCGUAUUGAUGGGCGUGUGCGCGGGAACCUGCGCCAAGCUGCCAUCGACCGCUUCUGCAAGCCCGACUCGGAUCGCUUCGUCUUUCUCCUGUGCACACGGGCAGGGGGGCUGGGCAUCAACCUGACUGCUGCCGACACCUGCAUCAUCUUUGAUUCGGACUGGAACCCACAGAACGACCUCCAGGCUCAAGCUCGCUGCCACCGAAUCGGGCAGAGCAAAGCGGUGAAAGUCUAUCGCCUCAUCACCAGGAACUCCUAUGAGCGGGAAAUGUUCGACAAGGCCAGCCUGAAGCUGGGCCUGGACAAGGCUGUGCUGCAGGACAUCAACCGCAAGGGCAGCACCAAUGGGGUUCAGCAGCUCUCAAAGAUGGAGGUGGAGGACCUGCUGCGGAAGGGUGCCUACGGCGCGCUCAUGGACGAGGAGGAUGAAGGAUCAAAGUUCUGCGAGGAAGACAUUGAUCAGAUCCUCCAGCGCAGGACGCAGACCAUCACAAUUCAGUCCGAGGGGAAGGGCUCCACCUUUGCCAAGGCCAGCUUCGUAGCAUCAGGAAACAGAACUGACAUUUCCUUAGAUGAUCCCAACUUCUGGCAAAAGUGGGCCAAGAUAGCAGAGCUCGAUACAGACGCCAAGAAUGAAAAGGAGAGCCUGGUCAUUGACAGGCCUCGGGUGCGGAAGCAAACCAAACACUACAACUCCUUUGAAGAGGAUGAGCUGAUGGAGUUCUCCGAGCUGGACAGUGACUCAGACGAGCGACCCACGCGCUCGCGGCGCUUCAAUGAGAAGACACGGCGGUACCUGCGGGCUGAGUGCUUCCGUGUAGAGAAGAACCUGCUCAUAUUCGGCUGGGGACGCUGGAAGGACAUCCUGACCCAUGGGCGGUUCAAGUGGCACCUGAAUGAGAAGGACAUGGAGAUGAUCUGUCGGGCCUUGCUGGUCUAUUGCGUCAAACACUACAAGGGGGAUGAGAAGAUUAAGAGUUUUAUCUGGGAUCUCAUCACACCGACGAAGGACGGCCAGAACCAGGCUCUGCAGAAUCACUCAGGCCUGUCAGCACCCGUGCCCAGAGGCAGGAAGGGGAAGAAGACGAAGAACCAGAUGCUGCUUCCCGAGAUAAAGAACGCGGACUGGCUCGCCACCUGCAACCCUGAGGUCGUCCUCCAUGACGACAGCUACAAGAAGCACCUCAAACAGCACUGCAACAAGGUUCUGCUGCGGGUGCGAAUGCUCUACUACCUGAAGGCUGAAGUGCUGGGGGAGGCCGCGGACAAAGCCUUCGAGGGGACCCCUGCCAGGGAGCUGGAUGUGCUGCUGCCGGACAUUGACUACGUGGAGAUCCCCGUGGACUGGUGGAACGCUGAAGCCGAUAAAUCCCUGCUUAUUGGUGUCUUCAAGCAUGGUUACGAGCGGUACAACGCCAUGCGGGCCGACCCAGCGCUGUGCUUUCUGGAGAAGGUGGGCAUGCCCGACCAGAAGCUGCUCUCUGCGGAGCAGGGCGUCAGCGACGGGGCCCAGGAUGCUGCUGAAAGGGGCAGUAUGGAGAAGGAAGAGAGCAGUGGAGAAAAGCUGGAGGGGCUGCCAAAGCAGGAGGACAUUGUGGCUGCUGGGGGGGGGGGCGGCAGCGGGGAGCGUUUGUGGCAGGAUGGCUCCGACUCAGACAGAUCCUGCUGGCCUGUCUCAUCUGCCCUCACAGCCAGACUGCGGAGGCUUGUCACUGUGUACCAGCGCUGCAACCGCAAAGAGCUGCCUCCCCGCGCCGAGAUGCUGGUGCCCGGUAACCAUGGAUACUGGCUGCAGGACGAGAUGUUCAGGAGAGCCUCUGAGAUGGACUCGGUGAACAAAGAACUGCAGAAAAG